Molecule: messenger RNA, 3910 nt
Organism: Exophiala mesophila
Lineage: Eukaryota; Fungi; Ascomycota; Eurotiomycetes; Chaetothyriales; Herpotrichiellaceae
Exons: 2
Coding region: 488-3427 (979 amino acids)
Source: RefSeq, a predicted model, not a curated record
UCUGUCGUCGUCCCUCGUGGUCUUUCUUUAAUUCAACGUCUUCUCACUCUGCUCUACCUGGUCAAUUGGUUUCUCUUCCUCGCUUUCUCAUUCUUUGAGGUCAAAGGCGACACCAUGACACCGUUUCUACCAUUACAUUAGACUUGCUCGACUCAAUCAUACAAAUUCCCACUACUAUCUGGCUCCCUCACCAUCCCUCGCUCGUUUGUCCAUGUCCUUCCUGCACUCUUCACUCAACCGUCAGGCAAUUUCAAUGUUCCUGCCAUCAUUCACCCCAGGAUAAUUGCAAUCACUGCAGCGCAGCUGGUGAACUCUAUCGCUUGGCCUCGAAACUGCCUUGUCUCUCCAUCCUCAUUCUUUCCCUUCCACUUUCCCUGAAGCUUCCUUCCCACUCCUGUCAAUACAAACCUCGCAUCCUCCGAACUUCUUGCCUUUUUGUCACUGAGAAUCAAGAAUGUAUCGAGACCGCUUCUAAUCAUUGCUCAUCAUGGAAGCCGCGCACAACCCCUGGCUGCAUCGCUUCAACCAGAUCCCUUCCCCACGACCAUUUGUCACCGUCGACAUCUCAGACAAUGGAAGCGACGAGAGCGACGACGAGAUCCUCACCAUUACUCGCCAACAAUUCGAUCAAGCCACAUCACUUCCAAACCAAACCCCUCUGCCUAAAUCAACUCGACCGCACAGCGAGAUCUCAGAUGGCCAGUUCCGACACGGUCUUUAUACUAACAAGCGUCUUCGUCUAGGUGUUCAGACUGUAGAAAGUGGGUCGAACCAACAAUCCGCCUUAUCUGACGCCUCCAAUCCCUUCGACUACGGCAUUGAGGUUAGAAACCAACGGUCAAUUGGGCCAGAUCUUGCUCAGAUUGGUUUGCAAGAACCCAUAUUCAAGCCUUCAUCUCGUCCAUCACACCCAAAUCCUGUAUCUGAUGACCUUUUACUCGCCGAUACCCUGCUCAAAUCGCAACAUGGCUCUGGCCAAGAACCGCCCUCCUACUGUGAUCCAGUAUGGGGAGUCACAAUGUAUCGGGGUCCCGGCUACGAAAAAUUCCCCAUAGUCUUGGGCGACGUCAAGGAACAUCGAGACUUCUGCAAGGAAUGGGAACUACUCAGAGUGGUAAAGCCGCAGCGAGGGCCUACGAGAUUACAUGGGACUGGAAUGAUUGCAGAGCAGCACAGCAUCGAAAGCGAUCCAGAGUCUUGUGAGGCGAUAUUGACUGACAAUGAGCGCUUGCUAAGCUCAAGAUGGGCUGAACAAUGCCUCGCAAUCGUCCUGGAUGUCUUCCCAAACGCCGCGCGCCGUUUUGUCCUGCGCCAGAUCUUAGACCACCCCUUAAGACCACAACCAAACAUGAAGAACCACCUACCUUCUACAGGCAUGGCUGAUGUAGCAAACUACAUCAUCACACGAUUGGCAGAGAUGGUGGACUACCCGAAAGAACCCAAAGUCAGAAAACCAGAGGAAGAACCUAGCGAUGGAUCGGGAACCACAAUCGAUUGGGACAAGAAUGUACCAAAAGAUGGCUCGUAUCUGGCAGAUGGUGUUGCGCUCCUGCAUAAGGAGUUUCCGUAUGUCCCGACCAUCGAUAUUUUCAGAAAGAUCGUCGAGAAUAAGUCCAUUUUUGACACCUUUUGUCACCUGCAAAACCUUGAAUCGCGGUACCACAAGCUUGAAGCCUCAAAGCGUCCAUACAGACGCCUUCAUGCUCCACGUGUUGCAUUGGAGAAGAAAUAUCAACUUAUGGGUCGGCCUGGAGCGCUGCACAACCCUAGUCGAAUUAAUGAACUUCAGGCCGCAAAACAACAUUGGUUCAGAGAACAAAACAAAAUCUCCGCCCAGCAAGAAAAUGCUGCAGCAGAAGACAGAAAUCUAGAACAUCAUAAAGCCACCGGCGCCCUCGCAGAAUGUCAAUGCUGCUUUGACUCUGAGAUCCCCCUCAAUCGCGUUGUCGGCUGUCAAGCAGAGGUUUCUCAUUUCUUCUGCUUCAGUUGCAUUUCAUCCCUAGCGGAGUCUCAGGUUGGUCUGAUGAAGUAUGAAAUGACAUGUAUGGAUGGUAGCGGAUGUAAAGCCGAAUUGUCUCCGCAUGGCGUCACAAAGGCAACAAGCACAAAGACCUAUGAUCGUCUCCAACUCAACCGACAGCAAGCUGAAAUCAUGGCGGCGGAAAUUGAGGGUCUUGCGCAGUGCCCCUUCUGUGAUUUCAAAGCAAUCUGUGACGCGGUAGAUGCGGAGCCGAUUUUCCACUGCCAAAAUCCAAACUGUGCUCGUUCAUCCUGCAGAAGAUGUGACUCGGAAAGCCACGUUCCAAAGACGUGUGAGGAGGUCAGAGAAGCCGAGGUCAACAAUCUCACAGUCCGUCACCGCGUCGAGGAGGCCAGGUCAGAGGCUGUCAUGCGGAAAUGCCCCAAGUGCAAAGUCAAGAUCGUCAAAGACCAAGGAUGCAACAAAUUAGUGUGCUCUCAGUGUAGAGUCAUCUUGUGCUAUGUUUGUCAAGCUGAUCUCACUCGCCUUGGGCACCAGGCUUAUAGCCAUUUUUCUGACGCAACAUGCCCUCUUCACGAUGUUCCAGGUCUCAACAGACAUGCCCAUGAAGCUGAAGUUGCAGAGGACGAAGUCAUCAAGAAAGCCAAGGAGGAAGAUUCUACCAUAGACGAGUCUAAACUGCGCCUCGGACGAGAUGAUGCCAAUGGUCUCGAUGCUAAGCCAGCUGGAAACACUGGCAGAAAUACCAUGGCAAUGGCUCCACAACCCUAUGCUCGGCUCACUCGCGACGUACAACAGCGUCAAUUCCAAAUGAUGAUCCGUAGGAGAAACCUGCUUAAUGAGCAGCGAAGAGCCUCACUUGCUUUACUACAGAACAACGCGACACGAAAUGACGGCCAAAACACUGGCCUACUCAAUCUGAUGAACUACGGUACCAGGCCACAGAUUUGGCACAAUGUCAACCCAGGCCAGCAUCUAGGCCCAGGUCCAGGCCAAAUACCAGGUCAGCAGCCAGGUCAACAGCCAGAUCAAUUGCUUAUUCCCCCUCCAGUUCCCAGAACAAACACACUGAACAUGAUGCAACAACCUCACCAACCCGGACCAGCAUUGGGGCGAACUCAACCUCAGAUGGACCUGACAAUGAAUUACCGAACACCGCAAAUGACACCAGAUAUGUGGAAUUUCGGAACCAUGGCGUGGCUCGACACGCCUAUCCCUACGAUGCCUCUUUUCGCAACUGAUACUGGCAAUCCUUCCGCAACUCCAUUCAGAGACUUCGUCGACUCCCCAAUGGCCCCGGAAGUCAAUAUGAUCCCGAUGCAAUCACAACUGCUAUUUCCAACGGCAGCUGCUGCUAGACAACGUGUGCAUGGCUUUCUUGGAAACGCAGACACGAACGCAAAUACAAGCAAGACAGAUGGUAGCACUCGCCCUCUUAUUCCUUAAAUGCCAAGGGCUACUUUCCCUUGGACAGAUGAAUAUGGCUUUAUUCGAGGAUGAGGACGAGGACGAGGACGAGGACGAGGACUAUAGCCCAGCCAAGGUUUAACCUGACGACAUAUACUGCUCCAUUCUCCUUUCAGCAUGUAUACUUGUUUCGUUGAAACACGAGCAGUGGAGCUACUUUACAAGACGACAGCACAAUUCAUGAUGGCAUUCCUUUUAUCCAUGAGAGUACUGUCGCAUCAUGAUCCUCGGAGUGGUGAUCACGGAGAAUGAGAUCAUUUUAAAGCGAUUCAGACAGUGGUGAACCAGCAGCUAUGAUUUGCAGAAUGAGAUGAACUGGUUCAUUUCACAGAUACGAAAGUGGGCUCGCACACUUAGACUGAGUUCAUGGGUUGCAGAUGCCAUCCUUAAAGGUUUCAAAUGAACAGCAGCCGGUGAUUUAAUAAUAAUAGACCCCUUCCAAUUCAGGCACAUAAAUCUUAA